AUGAAUCUUGAAUUCACUGUAACAGAAACGAUAAUCCGUGAUUCUGGCACAAUUAGUGAAAUUCAAUAUGAAUUUGAAGAAUUUACAUAUGAAACUGUAUCUGUUGGUAUGACUAGUAAAAGAGAAAAACGUAGUCGAGUAUAUGAUGCUAAAAUAAAACGACAAGAUUACAAUAUAUUAACUCGUCACCAUCAUAAUGCAUUAUCAUUUGAUGAUUUUAUUCUUAUUUUACGUCCAUUUAUGUUGGGAUAUUAUCAAAAUACUCAAUUAGAAAUAUUAUUUCAAAUUUUGGAUAAAAAUCAAUCUGGUUCAAUCGAUAUUGAUAAUUUAGCUGGUUUUUUACCAAUUAUUAAUGAAUAUGCAACUAUGGAUACUUUGAAAAACUACAUUAGAAAAUGUGAUUUUAAUACUGAUGGACAUUUAACUUAUGAUGAAUUUCGAUCACUUAUAUUGAAAGGUAUUGGACGCGAAAUGAUAUGUAUUCAAACCUAA
Messenger RNA from Rotaria sp. Silwood1, 492 nucleotides. NCBI's taxonomy places the organism in Eukaryota, Metazoa, Rotifera, Eurotatoria, Philodinida, Philodinidae. The record is from the annotation of a GenBank genome assembly.